UAAUCUAACUUUCUAUAAUACACAACAAUUCGAUAUUUUAAUUAUGCACAUAAAAAAUCAUUUAUCUAUUAUAUUAGUGAGUUCAUUUAAAUCCCUUCGCAAUAAUUUAAUAUGCUAUCAAAUUAUUGCAAACAAUGUGGCAAUCGUCACGAAGAUCAAGAAUGUGCAGUAAACUCAACUGUGAUUGAAUGGAAAUACGAAGGAAAUCUCGUUACCUUAUAUGGGUCCUGGAGUCACUUCCAAGUUGGGUACCCAAUGGUGAAAUCCAAUUUCUUACAAGCCGAAAUCAAUCCGCCCUUACCUCCAGGUUACCAUUAAUACAAGUUCAAUGUUGAUGGGGUUUGGAAACAUGAUCCCAAUGCAGAUGUAAUUUACAAUAAUUUCGGGACUCAUAAUAAUUGGUUGGAAGUCGUACCAAGGAAGUUGAUUCAAGUGGAUAGUUCUGAUGAUCAGGAGCCAAACUCAGAUGAAGAUGUUCAGUUUAGAUAAAACUAUAAACAAGACUUAAUGAAAGUAAAGGUACGCACCUACUUGGACUGGAAUGAGAUGUUUGUGAUGGGCUCUUGGGAUGAAUGGAAGCAACCAAUCAAAUUGAAUAGAAAGUUUUUGGGUUUCGCAAAGAAGUACAUCAAUUACGCGUAUUUACAUCUGGCCCCUGGUUCAUAUCAGUACAAAUUUCUCAUUGCAGGAUAAUAUGUCUAUGAUGAAACUCUGCCCACAGUCGAUAACAAUUUCUAAUCCAAAAAUAAUAUCCUUCAUGUCAAUCGAAAAUAACUCCAUUAUCACCCCCAAAACUAUGACAAUGUCUACUUCACUCAAUACUAAAUCCAAAAGAAAUACGAAAGAAUCCAUGGCUUAACUAUGACUGGCAUUGGAAAUGAAUUCUACAUUUUUGGUGGUCGAGGAACAGGCCAUAACUUCAAAAAUGAUCUUCACAUCCUCAAUCCCAGAACAAAAGAACUUAGAGUAGUAGAGGACACCAAAGGACCCAUCCCUGAUCCAAGAGCAUUCCAUAAUGCAAUUAAAUAUGGCAAUAAAAUAAUCUACUAUGGCGGACUCAAUUCAGACAAAGUCUUUGAUGAUUAUUAUGUCUACAACACAACCUCAAAAACUUGGAUCCAAAGCAAACCCAAAGGAUAGCUCCCCUCUCCAAGAGAAAAAGCCUCUUUGACUUUGCUUUCCAACUACCAAUCAUUAAUCUACUUUGGUGGAUACUAUUGUAGUCACGACCUUGAAGUGCAGAAGACUUACAAUGAUAUUUAUUGUCUUGAUCUAACCACCAUGAUGUGGACUCAUUAUGAUCUAGAUGAGCAUGCACUCAAGCCUCCCCCAAGAUCUGCCCAUUCUGCCACUCAAAUCAAAGACAAACUCUACAUCUUUGGAGGACAGUCCCUUCCUGAAGGACAUUACACUCCCAAUUUUAAUGAUUUGUGGAUUCUGGAUUUCUCAAAAGAAGCCAGUUGGGCCAAUUUGACUCCAGUUAUGAAGGGAGAACCCCCUUCUUCCAGACAUGGACAUUUAGGAAGUGCUUUGGGGGGCCACUUGUUCAUCUAUGGAGGAAGAGGUGAGCAUUCAAGUGAUAUUCUCGGCGAUCUCUAUCAUUUCAAUCCAGAUACUUUGGUUUGGACUAAACCUAAAAUACAUGGAACCAUACCCAUUCCAAGAUGUUAUUGUGCUGCCGAUACCAUGGGAAGUGGAAAUGAAUUGUGGAUUAUUGGAGGACACAAGGGAAACAUGAUUUUCAAUCAAUAGUAAUAAUUCUAUUCAUUUCUAUAGAAAUCAAACUCAUGUUUAUGUCAUGUCAUUUGA
Paramecium tetraurelia is the source of this 1809-nucleotide messenger RNA. RefSeq lists its product as uncharacterized. The record is from RefSeq and is a predicted model, not a curated record. The transcript is spliced from 7 exons. NCBI's taxonomy places the organism in Eukaryota, Ciliophora, Oligohymenophorea, Peniculida, Parameciidae. Gene Ontology annotation, molecular function: protein binding.